AUGCACACGAAUCCACGCACCCCCCUCCUAAAAGCGCAAACCCCAACCCUCUCAAAAACAGAAGAAAUUCUCCUGGAACGAUGCAUCCUCAACCCCCAACGGGCAGAAACAUGCCAAUCAGGCACAGAUGACGAAGUAGGCGCACACAAAUCCCCCUACGACCGCAGCAACACAACACCAGAGAAAGAACAUCUAGCCCUGGAAGAGGAAUACAGACUCGAGGGUGAUUUCUUGCAUGACCCCUUGUCUGUUAGUCCUGCCAACCGGGAUGUAAGUUUGCUUCUUGAUCCUAUGGUUGGUGUGGGUGUUGGUGUUGGACGGGCUGUGCCGCAUUUGAGGAGUGUCCGUGGCUGGACGAGGAAGGGAAGGGAGGUUUUGAUUCGGACUUGUCCGUUUGAGGCUAGAAGGUAUGAGGAUGUUUUUUUUGGGAGGAGGUUGGGGAAGGGUCUGGGGAGGGGGGUGGAGAAGAAGGGAUGA
Penicillium antarcticum is the source of this 477-nucleotide messenger RNA. RefSeq lists its product as uncharacterized. The record is from RefSeq and is a predicted model, not a curated record. The transcript has 2 exons. Lineage: Eukaryota; Fungi; Ascomycota; Eurotiomycetes; Eurotiales; Aspergillaceae. The coding region runs from base 1 to 477 and encodes 158 amino acids.